Cordyceps militaris CM01 is the source of this 654-nucleotide messenger RNA. RefSeq names its product 60S ribosomal protein L13. The coding region runs from base 1 to 654 and encodes 217 amino acids. Gene Ontology annotation, molecular function: structural constituent of ribosome; RNA binding. Gene Ontology annotation, biological process: translation. Gene Ontology annotation, cellular component: ribosome; cytosolic large ribosomal subunit. The transcript has 6 exons. NCBI's taxonomy places the organism in Eukaryota, Fungi, Ascomycota, Sordariomycetes, Hypocreales, Cordycipitaceae. The record is from RefSeq and is a predicted model, not a curated record.
AUGAGCUGGGGAGUUCGGAACAAGGGCAUACCCCACCAGGCGAUCAAGCACAACCAAAAGAUCGUGAAGAACCACUUCCACAAGGACUGGCAGCGUCGCGCCGGCAAGAAGGCUUCCCGUCGCACUGCCCGUCAGGCCAAGGCCGCUGCUCUGGCUCCCCGCCCCGUCGACAAGCUCCGUCCCAUUGUCCGAUGCCCUACCCUCAAGUACAACCGCAAGGUCCGCACCGGCCGCGGUUUCACCCUCACUGAGCUCAAGGAGGCUGGCAUCACCCGUCCCCUCGCUCCCACCAUCGGUAUCGCCGUCGACCACCGCCGCCAGAACCUCUCCGAGGAGUCCCUGGCCAUCAACGUCGCCCGCCUCAAGGCCUACAAGGAGCGCCUGAUCCUGCUGCCCCGCAAGUCCAACGCCCCCAAGAAGGGUGACACCAAGACCGACCUGUCCCAGGUCAAGACCGCCGCCGACGUCGCCUCGGUCUUCCCCAUCGCCGCCACCGACCUCGCCGUCAAGUACAUCAAGAAGGGCGACAUGCCCGCCCCCGUCAAGGGCGGCGCCUAUGUGGCCCUCCGCCAAGCUCGCGCCAACAAGCGCUACGCCGGCGCCCGCGAGAAGCGCGUAAAGGACAAGUCCGAGGCCGACAGUGCCAAGAAAUAA